Molecule: messenger RNA, 2244 nt
Organism: Oreochromis aureus
Lineage: Eukaryota; Metazoa; Chordata; Actinopteri; Cichliformes; Cichlidae
Product: E3 ubiquitin-protein ligase RNF14-like
Exons: 7
Coding region: 143-1927 (594 amino acids)
Biological process (GO): ubiquitin-dependent protein catabolic process; protein polyubiquitination; positive regulation of proteasomal ubiquitin-dependent protein catabolic process
Cellular component (GO): ubiquitin ligase complex; cytoplasm
Molecular function (GO): ubiquitin protein ligase activity; zinc ion binding; ubiquitin conjugating enzyme binding
Source: RefSeq, a predicted model, not a curated record
CACCUCAGCCUCAGCAAGAAGCAGGAAAACAUAUUCAGAGAAGGAAGGAUUCUCACAAAACCAGACCGAGGAGGAAGUUGAGGGAUGACUGAGGACUUGGAGGAGCAGGAAGACGAGCUGCUCGCUCUCCAGAGUAUCUUUGAUGCGGACGAGUUUGUUCGGGACGAGUCGAAGUCUGCCGGAGAAAUCCGAGUAUGUGUCGAGCUUCCUGCCGGCUUCAGCGUGGCUCUCAGAGAGGGUAAAUCAGAGGAGCCGGGGUUGUCAAACAUGUGAAAGUCUGCGUCAGUAUGAUAUUUCUUUCCUUCCACCGCUGCUUUUGAACUUUGGGCUUCCUGGGGACUACCCCUCCUCCUCCCCUCCCUCCUUCAGCCUCACCUGCAGCUGGCUGACUCGCACACAGUUGGCUGCACUGUGUGCUCAUCUCGGUGAUCUCUAUGAGGCCACUGGGGGCGCUGUGGUGCUCUUUUCCUGGGUGCAGUUUCUCAGAGAAGACGCUCUGAGGUUCCUGAACAUCCACAGUAAGCUGGAUCUUCCUCCUGAUGAACGCAGCACCCUGCAUUAUAACCAGGACCAACACGAUGCUGAACCCUCAGGACCAAAGAACAAUUCAGAGCCAGAGUUCUCUGUACCAUCCUCGGAAGUUCAGCAGAAUCCUUCUGACGGGAGCAGCACAGACUCUCAGGGAGCUUCGGCUUUAGACUCCUGCAAGCAUGACCAGAAGGAUUUGAACUCUCACCAGAGCCAGAGUGAUCUAGCCUCAGAUUAUCAAAGAGCUCUUUCUCCAGAGCCUGCACUCCAAAACCAAACUGCACACACUCCAGAUGUGACAAUCCUCCAAGCCUCAGAGUUUAAGGUUGAUCCCCAGGAUGAUCUCUCUUCAUCUGCAGAGAAAUCCAAGCAUCAUCAAAGUGGCCGGGGAGAUUUCUUAAAUGAAGGAGAUGCUUCUCUCUCAUCGCUGCUUCCCUCUACCUCCUCAGGCACGUUAGAUCCAAGUGAACUUGGAGCUGCUUCUCUGCCGGUCCACCCCACAGAUUCUCCUCAGAGUGAAGAGCAAACCCUCUCUGGUCUCUUUUUAACUCCAUCACAGACUCUGCUGUCACACAUUUUGAUCUAUGAUGCGGCCCAGAAACAGAAAGUGUUUGCCACCACCGUCUUUGACUGCGGGGUUUGUUUUAUGGACCGGCUCGGGUCCGAGUGCGUGAAGCUGUCACCGUGUGGCCACGUAUUCUGCCGGGCCUGUCUCUGCGAGUUCUGUACGGUUCAGAUCACAGAGGGGAACGUCCGGGGUGUCACCUGUCCUCAGGCAGACUGCGCUGGUGCUCCUACACCUGCACAGGUGCAGAGUCUGGUAGGGGAGAAGCUGUUCAGCCGCUAUGACCGUCUCCUGCUGCAGAACACUCUGGACAGCAUGUCUGAUGUGACGUACUGUCCUCGAACAUCCUGUGGCUCUGCUGUGAUUUUGGAGAAGUCCAGCAAGGCAGUGCUUUGCUCUGAGUGUGGCUUUGCCUUCUGCGUCACGUGCAAAAGGACCUACCAUGGAUUAGAAGAGUGUGAAACCAAGAAAAAACAUGCAAGAGAUGCAUUGCAAACCAUUUUAAAAAGCCUAGACUUGCCACAGUCACAAGAGGGGGUGAGUGCUCUCUUGAAUGACUAUAAACAUGGCAGUAAGGAGAGGAAACGCCUGCUGGUGAGCAGAUAUGGCAACAUGCUGGUAACGCUGGAAAAUAAUCUGAAUGACACCUGGUUGGCCAACAACAGCAGAUGCUGUCCUCACUGCUUCAGCAGAAUCGAGAAGAAUGGAGGAUGUGACCACAUGUUAUGCUCUCAGUGUGGACAGGACUUCAAUUGGUGCUGUGCUUUCAGACUGACAACAGAAAAUGGAAAAACGCACUUACAGGAAUAUAUCUGUGAGAACCACCGAAAAUAGCGUCCCAGUGCUUCCGCUACUUUCAUCAGCAGCCCAUCAACAAGCAGUGUGCGUGUUUUGUCACAUUAAAAUUAGUUUUAUUUAAAAAUAUUAAAAGAGAAAUUAGAUCUGAUUGAGACAAAAAAAAAGAAAUUUACAUCCUGUGAAGUGUUUUGACCCAGACAUGUCAUACUGUAUCAUGGUCAGCAGAGGGCGCUAAACAACAAGAAUGACAAAGUAGUAACAUGACAAGUUCCUUUUGGUAACUUUAGAAAAGCUAAUACGUAAAACAAAAUCUGUCUGUUUGUUAUUUUCAAUAAAUUGAUACAUGAAUUUAA